This is a messenger RNA of Olea europaea var. sylvestris, 780 nucleotides long. Its product is annotated as ankyrin repeat-containing protein BDA1-like. NCBI's taxonomy places the organism in Eukaryota, Viridiplantae, Streptophyta, Magnoliopsida, Lamiales, Oleaceae. Bases 1 to 588 code for a protein of 195 amino acids. The record is from RefSeq and is a predicted model, not a curated record. The transcript has a single exon. Gene Ontology annotation, molecular function: protein binding.
AUGGAGACAUUGGAAAAUCUGCUUUUUGAAGCAGCAGCUGAAGGAAAUAUAAAUUCUUUGAAGAAGCUGCUUCAAGAAGAUCCAAUAAUUCUUGAUAGAGUUAUAGUUAAUAGUUACUCUGAUAAUCCUUUGCACGUAGCAGCAAUAUUGGGACAUAUCGAUUUUGUGAAGGAAAUCUUAAGACGAAGACCUGAAAUUGCACGAGAAUUGAAUUUACGUCAAUCAUCGCCUCUCCAUUUGGCAUCCGCUAAAGGUCAUAUCGAGGUAGUUAGAGUGCUGUUAUCAGCUAAUCCUCUAAUGUGCCUAGCUCGUGAUAGAAAUGGUCUGACGCCUCUCCAUCUGGCAGCCAUCAAAGGCCGGAUUGAAGUCGUGAAAGAGUUGGUUCAUGCAAAACCUGAUGCAGCUCGAGUGAUCGUGACUCAAGGUAAGACUAUUCUGCAUUUGUGUGCGAAGUACUGUCAGAUUGAGGCCUUAAAGCUCUUAGUGAAUAAUAUUAGAGAUCAAGAUUUCACAAAUUGUAAAGAUAGUGUUGGAAAUACUAUUUUACACUUGGCAGUAGCUGACAAACAAGUUGAGGUAUGCCAAUAACUCUAUUUUCUUCAUUUUAUUUUUCAAGAAAUAACUGAGCUUUUUAUGUCAGCAGUUUAUAAAUAGACUUAACCAUUUGGUAGGAGGAUUUAGAAUCGAAAACAAAAGAGAAGCUAUAAUAUUCUUUUGUACAAUGUUAAAAUAUUGUAUACCAAACAUGUACUAAUUAUUUUGAAAUGUCUACAGACAGUU